This is a messenger RNA of Coregonus clupeaformis (lake whitefish), 8192 nucleotides long. RefSeq names its product piezo-type mechanosensitive ion channel component 2-like. The record is from RefSeq and is a predicted model, not a curated record. Gene Ontology annotation, cellular component: plasma membrane. The transcript is spliced from 39 exons. Gene Ontology annotation, biological process: regulation of membrane potential; detection of mechanical stimulus; cellular response to mechanical stimulus. NCBI's taxonomy places the organism in Eukaryota, Metazoa, Chordata, Actinopteri, Salmoniformes, Salmonidae. Gene Ontology annotation, molecular function: monoatomic cation channel activity; mechanosensitive monoatomic ion channel activity. Bases 1 to 6417 code for a protein of 2138 amino acids.
AUGACACCUCCGCUGUGGGGCUCUAUGGUGGCCAUUAAAUAUGGCGCUUUGGCGUACAAUUGUGUAUCCUCCACCUUCCACUACUUCCACGACCGCUUCCUCCUGCUCACUGACCUGAAGGCUGUGGCCCAAAAACAGGACAGCGCCAUCUACAGAUUGGUACACCAGGAUGGAAGCCUGGCUGACAUCACCAUGCUCUCUUCUGGAGAAGGAGUGAGACGGGUGGAGGACGAGAAGGAGGGAACCCUGAAGAAGGAGAAGGAUGGGGGGAUGACGCAGAAAGGAGGACUCCAUCAGUCUAUAAACCUGCAUCAGUCAUUCAACAUUCAAUCCAGUGCAGGCCCAGGGGAGAGUGGCGACUGCAGGGUGGGAACUGAGCCAGAGCCCUCCACAGAAAACACUACCUCAGAUCUAAAGAAUAAGUGGCACCUGGUGAUGGACCGUCUGACUGUGCUGUUCCUCAAGUUCCUGGAAUACUUCCACAAGCUGCAGCUCUUCAUCUGGUGGCUCCUGGAGAUACACAUCAUCAAGAUCGUCUCUUCAUACAUCAUACUGGUCUCUGUCAAAGAGGUGUCGUUGUUCAACUACGUGUUGGUGGCGUGCUGGGCCUUCGCUCUGCCCUUCAGUCAGUUCAGACCCCGGGCCUCCUGUAUCUGUACAGUCUGGACCUGUGUCGUCAUCGUCUGUAAGAUGUUGUACCAGCUGGAAUCUAUAGACCCUGCCUCUUACUCUGAGAACUGCUCCAUGCCAAUGAAUUACACAGAGAAACAGAGAGAAGAGAUGAAAGACUCUCUACUGUACAAGGAGCCAGUAGACCCGUCCAACUGGGUCGGACUCAACAAGUUCAACCCUCUGCUGGAGAACCUCAGGAACAACCUACUGAUGUUGGCCAUGCUGGUGUUUGAGGUGACCAUCUACCGUCACCAGCAGUCCUACAGGCUGAGGAACAAGCUCACCGCGCCCGCCACUCGCAUCAUCUUCCAUGACAUCACACGGCAACACCUCGACAACGGCAUCGUCAACUGUGCCAAGUACUUCAUCAACUACUUCUUCUACAAGUUUGGGCUGGAGACAUGCUUCCUACUGGCGGUGAAUGUGAUUGGCCAGCGUAUGGAUUUCUAUGCCAUGCUGCAUGCCUUCUCUCUGAUAGGUGUCAUGUGCAGACGGAGGAGGAAAGCUAUAGCUGAGAUCUGGCCUAAAUACUGCUGUUUCCUGGCCUGUAUGCUGACCUGGCAGUACUUUGUCUGCAUUGGGAUACCACCUGCAGCCUGUAAAGACUACCCAUGGCGGUUCCCCAACUCGGCAAUGGACGGCAACGUCAUCAAGUGGCUAUAUUUACCUGACUUCCACACCAAACCCAACCCAAUCUUUCUUGUCUAUGACUUCAUGCUCCUCCUCUGCGCCUCACUCCAGAAGAGUAUAUUUGACGAGGAGAACAAGGCAGCUGUCCGUCUCAUGGCUGGAGACAACGUGGAGAUCUGUAGAGACCUAGACGCAGCCUCCUUCAACGUCCACAACCCUGUCCCUGACUUUAUACAUUCCAGGUCGUACCUGGACAUGCUGAAGGUCAUCUUGUUUAGCUACCUGUUCUGGUUCGUCCUCACCAUCCUCUUCAUCACCGGCACCACGCGUAUCAGCAUCUUCUGUUUGGGCUAUCUGGUGGGAUGUUUCUACUUCCUGCUGUUCGGCGGGGAGCUGCUGCUCAAGCCAAUCAAAAAUAUCCUCCACUACUGGGACUUCCUGAUCGCCUAUAAUGUGUUUGUGAUCACCACGAAGAACAUCCUGUCUAUCCUGGCCUGUGGUUACAUCAAUGUCCUGGUAGUGAACAACUGUUGGCUGAUCCAGCUCCUCAGUCUGGCCUGCACCAUCAAGGAGUAUAACGUCAUCACUAACAGAGACUUCACACCUUCAGGUAAGAAGUGUGAUCUGCCCAGCGACGAGGCUGGGAUCAUCUGGGACAGUAUCUGUUUUGCCUUCCUGCUGUUGCAGAGACGUGUCUUCAUGAGUUACUACUUUCUACACGUGGUGGCUGACAUCAGGGCCUCCCAGAUACUGGCAUCCAGAGGGGCUGAGUUGUUCCAGGCUACUAUAGUGAAGGCAGUCAGAGCCAGAUUGGAGGAAGAGAACAAGUCUAUGGAACAGCUGAAGAGACAGAUGGACUGUAUAAAGCAGCGCCAGGAGAAGUUUAAGAGGGGGAAGAAGAAGUUGAGCCUGGCUCAGGAGUCAGGAGAUGGAGAGAACCCCAUCCAGCCACAGGAGCAGGAGGGGGAGAGUGAGGAAAGAGACAAAGUAAAAUCCAAGACAAAGAAAAGGCAGUGGUGGCGGCAUUGGGUUGACCACGCCUCCAUGGUGAGAAGCGGAGAUUAUUACUUGUUUGAAAGUGACAGUGAAGAAGAGGAGGAAGAGGAAAGAGAGAAAAGAGAGGAAGAACUGCAGCCUCCCAAGAAGUCAGCGUUUCAGUUUGUCUACCAUGUCUGGAUAACAGACUCCAAGACAGCCAUGAAGGAACGAAGCAAAGGCAAGUUCUGGAAGAGGUACACGAAGAGAUACAAACACAAAAAGGACAAGAUGGAUGGUCAUGUGACUAUAGAGUUAGGCGAGACAGAGGAGGAUCAGAAGGGAGGAGAGGAGGAGAAGUCUGAUGGACCAGGCAACAUCCUGAAGCAAGUGUUCGACGUCGUCAAGUUCACCUGGGCGUUGUUCCAGACCAUGGUGGAGAGCUUCACCAAGUGGAUGAACAACGUGUGUAGAGAGCACAUAGACAUCUCCACCGUGCUGCGCAUUGAGAGAUGCAUGCUCACUAGAGAGGUCAAAAAGGGUAACGUCCCGUCCAGAGAAAGUAUCCAUGUGUUCUACCAGAAGCAGAUGAAUAUGAACACGUCGAGGGGGUCCAGUCUGGACUGGCUCAGUGAGGGGGGGUCUCACAGGGUCCGGAGAAGGAGAGACGGCUAUCGCAUGGAGAGCCAGGACUCCAUUGCAUCUAUGGCCUCCAGGGAUAGUAUAUCCAGUGCCUACACUGAGGCCACCAUGCUGUUCUCCCGCCAAGACACACUGGACGAGCUGGACGGAAUGCCGUCAGACGUUCCCAUUCCCAAAACCAGCGAUCGUGCCCGGCCCAAACUCCAUAACAUUUACGGCCUGGACGCCUCCAAGUCGACUGACAGCAGCAGCAGCCAAGUGUCCAGCGAGGCGACUCAGUGCAUCACUCUCUACUCACGGCAGGGCACCACUGACACCAUCGAGGAGGUGGAGGACGAACAGGACCAGGGGGAGGACAGGCAGCACGGACCCUGGGGACCCCCACAUCCGGAGGCAGAGGGGGCUGAGGGUACCCCCUGGUGGAGGGGUGGUGGAGAGACCACGGAGGAGGAGAGGGACCAGGGCCAGGGGGAUCCAUGGGGGUCUCCAGGCCCAGGGGAGGGCCCCUCCUUCAGGGUAGACGGUCCAACCUCGACACUCCUGGCCCUUCCACCAGGGUCCCAGGACUGUACCACUGACAGUGACGAUGGGGGUGUCCGGCAGGAGUACCUGAACACAGAGGAAUGGGACUGGGCGGGUCAGCUGUACACCCCAAACACCUCGGACGCCCCAAACACCUCGGACGCUGACGUGUCUCCCAGCUACAGCAAGGCGGUGAGCUUCGACCGUCUGGAGGUGACUGAUGAUGAUGAUGAUGAGAGGAUGAUGGUGAUGACCCCUGACACCAGCCGGUCAGACUAUCUGGACGACCCCCUGCUGCCCUCACUGACCUCUGAACUCACCGCCAGCGAGCUGCUGCUCAACAAGAUGUUCCAUAAUGAGGAGUUGGAGCGGUCCGACCGGUUCUACGCGGGCCAGCCACUGGCGUUCCAGUUGGUCUACGCCCUGUACAACAUGCUGGUGGCCCACUCUGAGACGGUGUGUUACCUGGUCAUCAUCCUCAACAACAUGCUGUCAGCCUCCUGCAUCACCCUGGUCCUCCCCAUCCUCAUCUUCCUCUGGGCCAUGCUGUCGGUGCCUAGACCCAGUAAGAAGUUCUGGAUGACCGCCAUCGUUUACACCGAGGUCGCCAUCGUCAUCAAGUACGUCUGCCAGUUUGGCUUCAUUCCCUUCAACCAGAACCUAGUGGUGGAUGGGAAUAAACCCUACCACCCUCCCAACAUCAUCGGAGUGGAGAAGAAAGAUGGAUACCUCGUCUACGACCUCAUACAGCUUCUAGCGCUCUUCUUCCACAGGUCCAUCCUGAAGUGUCAUGGCCUCUGGGACGAAGACAACCUUAAGGACACCCUCCGCCAGGACAGUGAGUCGAAGGAAGACGAGAGGACGGAGAAGGAGAGAGAGGCCACUCCCGUCCCCUCCACCCACCGCGAGAGGAAGGGCUCCACCCAGACCCCCGGGUCUAUAAACCUGGGCACGGGCACCUCCAUGGACUACCUCCAGCAGCAGACCUACCAGAGAAGGAAGAGCUCCAGUGGAGGGUCUCAUAACUCCCACCGCUCGAGCCACUCUCUACGCUCCAAGAGAGGAAGCACUAACUCCAGGAACAGUAGCCGUGGAGACGGGAGUGAGGUGUCAGUGCAGCAGAAGACUAAGAAACAGCUGAUCAUGGAGAAACUCAGAGAACAGAUGAUCAAAGCCAAGACCUUCACUAUCAAAAGGACCAUGAAGGUCUACCUCCCUGUCCGUCGGUUCUUCUCCAACCUGGUCCACCCGGAGCACAGCGCUGUGAUAGACGUCUAUGUCCUCAUGUUCCUGGCCGACACCGCCGACUUCAUCAUCAUCGUCUUUGGGUUUUCUGCUUUUGGGAAACACUCAGCGGGAGCCGACAUCACGUCGUCUCUGUCAGGGGACCAGGUUCCCGGAGCCUUCCUGGUGAUGGUGCUGAUCCAGUUUGGGACCAUGGUGGUGGACCGGGCCCUGUACCUCAAGAAGACAGUGCUGGGGAAGAUCAUCUUCCAGGUCGUCCUGGUGUUCGGAAUUCACUUCUGGAUGUUCUUCAUCCUCCCCGGACUCUCUGAGAGGCGUUUCAAUGAGAACACUGUAGCCAAGCUGUGUUACUUUAUCAAGUGUAUCUACUUUGGGCUGUCAGCCUAUCAGAUCCGCUGUGGCUACCCCACCAGAGUCCUGGGUAACUUCCUCACCAAGAGCUACGACUACGCCAACCUCUUCCUGUUUCAAGGGUUCCGUCUGAUCCCGUUCCUGUCUGAGUUGCGUGCAGUGAUGGACUGGGUCUGGACCGACACCUCCCUGUCCUUAUCCUCCUGGAUCUGUGUGGAAGACAUCUACGCACACAUCUUCGUCCUCAAGUGCUGGAGGGAGUCAGAGAGGAGGUACCCCCAGCCGCGGGGCCAAGCUAAGAAGCCGGUGGUGAAGUAUGGGAUGGGAGGGAUGAUCGUCAUGCUUCUCAUCUGUAUCAUCUGGUUCCCUCUACUCUUCAUGUCUCUGGUCAAGUCUGUGGUGGGGGUGGUCAACAAACCACUGGACGUCUCCUUCUCCAUCACCCUGGCCGGGUUCCAGCCCAUCUUCACCAUGAGUGCUCAGCAGAACCAGCUCAGAGGAGUCUCCAACCAUGACUUCCAUGGCACCUUCAUGAGGUCAUACCUGUCCUACCCUAAAGCGAUGCAGUGGUUGGAGUCCUACAUGCCAGAGGACCUGACCAUAGCUGAGUUGGAGGGCAGCUCUAACAGUCUGUGGACCAUCAGUCCUCCCAGUAGAACUAACAUCAUGGAGAUGCUCAACUCCAAGGAACAGUUCCCCAUCACUGUAGCUUGGUCUGUCCAGCGGAACCUGACUCUGGGAGCGAAGGCUGAGUUUGCGACUGGGAAGAAGGUGACGUUCCUGGAUGAUCCAACCAAACUGGAGCUGAGCCUCCUGCUCAACGGGACAAGACGAGGCGGAGUGGUGAUAAAACAUGUCUUCCCGCGGUAUCUCCGAGCCCCUAGUACCUCCGAGGCCAAGCCCAUAGAACAGCUGUAUAAAGAGAAGGUGUACAUGAGCAUCACUUUGGCGUUGGAGCGUUCCCAUAACGACUCAGCGGAGGUCCAAGAGUGGUGGAUCGUGAACCAGACAGGUCCGGGACAGAUCGACGUUCGUAGCCCCAAGCACCUGCACGACGCCGGGCUGGACCUCUAUGUCUUCAGCGACAAGGUCAGCCCUCCUAGUCUGGGCUUCCUGGCUGGAUACGGGAUCAUGGGUCUUUAUGCCUCCGUGGUGCUCGUCAUCAGUAAGUUUGUCCGUGAGUUCUUCAGCGGUGUCUCCCACACCAUAAUGUUCGAGGAGCUGCCCAACGUGGACCGCAUCCUGAAGCUGUGUACCGACAUCUUCCUGGUCCGAGAGACAGGAGAGCUGGACCUGGAGGAAGAAAUCUACGCUAAACUCAUCUUCCUCUAUCGCUCGCCUGAGACUAUUAUCAAAUGGACCAGGGUAAAGACUCAGUGAGCCUGGCUGUAAAAGGCUAGUUAUACCUUAACGUGGAUAGAAGUUUAACAGUGUUUCUCAACCUCCGACUGGUCCGUGAAUACUUCACUGGUCUCUGGGAUGUUGAUGUUACUGACUGACCCAACCGGUCCCUGAGACCGUUUUGCUGACACUCGUUUAGUCAGUUCUUAAGUGGUAUUGUUUUGUUUUUUUAUGUAAGCAGACCUCCAAGGAGGAAGGAAGGACCAAAGCUUGCCGGUCCCUAUUGAGGAAAAAGGUUGAGAAACAUUGUUUUAGAACACAAAUGCUAACAUAACGUGACCGGGGCGUCGCAAAAAACAAUGAGAGUUGGGACAGAGAACGGGGUCUUCCCUGAUAGUGUUUAACCUCACCCUCCCAUAUGUCUUAUCUAAAGAGCUCUUCUGGUGGUUAUGAGCUUCAAAUCCUAUUCUAGACCAAUGAUGUGUGAGAUACUGCAAGCAACUUCCUCCCUGUUCCUGUAUCAUUCCUCGUUGUCUUUACAGACAGCAGUGUGGAUUAUACAGGGUCAGUGUUUUAAAAAAGGGCUUCCCCACCAAUGGAUGAUGACCAUGACCAUGAACUUACACAGGAUUGGUCUGUUUAGAUUUCCAACCUUUUCCUGAUUGGAGCUCCUGGUUCAUGGGAUUUUGCAAUAUUAUAGAGCUCUUCUUCAUGUCCUCCGAGACGACCAUUUUGAAGGAUGUUGUCAUGGCUACAUACGAGACGGCCAUUUUGACCAAGAUUGCAGGCGACUACGCCAUCUUAUUAAUGUUUGAGGCAGAGCUACUUCUAUACUUGCCUUAUUUUGUUUGUUUGUAUGAGAAACUAAACCUGUAUUAAUGAUUUCUCAGGAAAAGACAAGAAUUGGUGUUUCACCAAGAAAGGAUUAACUUUUAUUCAAUGUAAUGUUCAGAGUAUAGAAAUUCUAAUAUGUUAUGUUAGCUAAUUGACGGUUGAAUUGAUGUACCUACACUAUUACUUACAUUUUCUAUUUCCUGGUAUGCAUAUCAGCCGGGGGGGUGGGACCACUCCAGACUGUCUGUAAGUAAUUGAGAAGAAGAACCUUGUGGCAUCCUGUCUUUAUCCAAAUUACAACCCUAUUCCCUUUAUAGUGCACUGUGUUUUGACCAGGGCCCACAUAGGGAUCAGAUCCAAAGGAAUACACUACAUAUUAACGUGUUGUAGUGUAGAUUCUCCUCUAAGAAAACCAAAUGGUCCAAACCUCAUGGGCUUUUUACCCUGUAGGAUGGCCAGAAUUAGGGUGACCAAAUCAAUGGAGGCCAGAGAGAAAAAAUGUGGUUUAAAAAAUCCAUUCUGGGAAAUUACACCACAUGGUGUCAUCUAGACUGAAAUCAUGAGAUUUACCCCGGAUAUAAAACAAUAUAGAGGAAAGAUAGAUAUCCAUUUUGAGACAUUUUUAGUAUAUGCUUUUCAUAUUAAAAUGCGAAAUUCCUGUUCUUUUUAGAAGAUUUGUCACCAAAAAAAAAAGCAUAUCACUGUGAAAUGUCAACGGAGCGUACCGCAAGCUUUUUUAUUUUCAAAGUCGUUUACAUUCAAUUCAGCUCGUCAUGCUAAUUUAGCUUUUUGCGACCCGUGGAAACAACUUUGAAGUCGACCACCACAACAUGUAAAAUCCUCAAAAGUUGCGGCGAGAAAGCUGCACCGCUCUGUCAACAGAGCUUCUUGCAUAUUUUCGGCUGUAUUAGGUUGCAAAAUCCGACUUUUUGGAUAUCAAAUCAAAUCAAAUUUUAAUUUGCAACAUGCGCCGAAUACAA